Messenger RNA from Lichtheimia ornata, 1020 nucleotides. RefSeq names its product casein kinase II subunit alpha. The coding region runs from base 1 to 1020 and encodes 339 amino acids. Gene Ontology annotation, cellular component: cytosol; protein kinase CK2 complex; nucleus. Gene Ontology annotation, molecular function: ATP binding; protein serine/threonine kinase activity. The record is from RefSeq and is a predicted model, not a curated record. The transcript has 6 exons. Lineage: Eukaryota; Fungi; Mucoromycota; Mucoromycetes; Mucorales; Lichtheimiaceae. Gene Ontology annotation, biological process: DNA damage response; regulation of transcription by RNA polymerase III; regulation of transcription by RNA polymerase I.
AUGGACACCGUUAUGCAAGAAACCAGUGUGGCAAGGGUCUACGCUCAUGUCAAUGCCCAACAACCCCGAGAAUACUACGAUUACGAGGAACUCCAGGUGACAUGGGGUAACCAAGACCACUAUGAAAUCUUUCGCAAGAUUGGCCGUGGUAAAUACUCUGAAGUAUUCGAAGGUGUCAACACGCUGAAUGGCGAAAAGUGUGUCAUCAAGGUCCUCAAGCCCGUCAAGAAGAAGAAGAUCAAACGUGAAAUCAAGAUUCUCCAGAACCUCACAGGUGGUCCAAACAUUAUUGGUUUAUUGGACGUUGUCAGGGAUGAACAAUCUCGUGUCCCAUCCUUGAUCUUUGAAAGUGUCAACAACACCGAAUUCAAGAUUCUCUAUCCACGCUUCAGUGAUUUCGAUGUGCGUUACUACAUGUACGAGUUAUUAAAGGCAUUAGAAUACUGCCAUUCGCGUGGUAUUAUGCAUCGGGAUGUUAAGCCUCACAAUGUCAUGAUCGACCAUGAAAAGCGACAGCUGCGUUUGAUCGACUGGGGUCUCGCCGACUUUUAUCAUCCAGGCACAGAGUACAAUGUGCGUGUUGCAUCUCGGUGCUUCAAGGGUCCCGAACUUUUGGUUGAUUUGCAAUUGUACGACUACAGCUUGGAUUUGUGGAGUUUUGGAUGUAUGUUAGCCGGCAUGGUUUUCCGCAAGGAACCCUUCUUCAAUGGUCAAGACAACCACGAUCAACUUGUCAAGAUUGCCCGUGUCCUCGGCACACAGGAAUUGAAUGCUUAUCUCAAAAAGUACAAUUUGACGUUGCAUCCCAAUACUGCAAAGAUCAUGGGAAACUAUGCACGUAAGCAAUGGACCAAGUUUGUCAGUGCCUCGAAUCAACGUUACAUGUCGGAUGAAUUGUUUUCGCUUUUGGAUAAUUUAUUACGGUACGAUCACCAGGAACGUUUGACAGCCCAGGAGGCCAUGGAUCAUGUCUUUUUCGCACCUGUGCGCGAAUUCCAUGCACAACAAGAAGCAUCGUAA